Molecule: messenger RNA, 856 nt
Organism: Alexandromys fortis (reed vole)
Lineage: Eukaryota; Metazoa; Chordata; Mammalia; Rodentia; Cricetidae
Product: glutathione S-transferase P
Exons: 7
Coding region: 154-786 (210 amino acids)
Biological process (GO): glutathione metabolic process
Cellular component (GO): cytosol
Molecular function (GO): glutathione transferase activity
Source: RefSeq, a predicted model, not a curated record
UUCCCUCCACCGCAAUGACUCAGCAUCCGGGGCGGGGCGCGGUGCCCCUUAUAAGGUGAGCGUCCCGGAGGCCUGUGCUGGCUCCACACCCAAGAUCCGUUACUGUCUACGCAGCUCGGAAUUCGUGCCUCCGUCUACGUCUACGCAGCAGCCAUGCCGCCGUACACCAUUGUCUACUUCCCAGUUCGAGGGCGCUGUGAGGCCAUGCGCAUACUCCUGGCUGACCAGGACCAGAGCUGGAAGGAGGAGGUGGUGUCCAUAGAUACUUGGAUGAAAGGCGUGCUCAAGUCCACCUGUCUGUAUGGGCAGCUCCCCAAGUUUCAGGAUGGAGACCUUACCCUGUACCAAUCUAAUGCCAUCUUGAGGCACCUGGGCCGAUCCCUUGGGCUUUAUGGAAAAGAUCAGAAGGAGGCUGCCCUGGUGGAUAUGGUGAAUGACGGGGUGGAAGACCUUCGCCUGAAAUACAUCACCCUCAUCUACACCAAAUAUGAGGAAGGGAAGGAUGACUAUGUGAAGGCCCUGCCUGGACACCUGAAACCUUUCGAGACCCUGCUGUCCCAGAACCAAGGAGGCAAAGCCUUCAUCGUGGGUGACCAGAUCUCCUUCGCCGAUUACAACUUGCUAGAUCUGCUGCUGAUCCACCAGGUCCUGGCCCCUGGCUGCCUGGACAGCUUCCCCCUGCUCAGUGCCUAUGUGGCGCGCCUCAGUGCCCGGCCCAAGAUCAAGGCCUUCCUGUCCUCCCCUGACCAUGUGAACCGUCCCAUCAAUGGCAACGGCAAGCAGUAAUGUAGGGAGAGACCGGAGCUGCCUGUCCUCCUUUCCCCAGCACUAAUAAAGUUUGUAAGACAGAAGAGGU